This is a messenger RNA of Galleria mellonella (greater wax moth), 3981 nucleotides long. Its product is annotated as short-chain dehydrogenase/reductase family 16C member 6-like. Gene Ontology annotation, cellular component: lipid droplet. Gene Ontology annotation, molecular function: oxidoreductase activity, acting on the CH-OH group of donors, NAD or NADP as acceptor. Bases 364 to 1452 code for a protein of 362 amino acids. Lineage: Eukaryota; Metazoa; Arthropoda; Insecta; Lepidoptera; Pyralidae. The transcript has 7 exons. The record is from RefSeq and is a predicted model, not a curated record.
CACCACGUCCCGCCGUUCAGUCGAUCUGUGGAGUCGCGCGUCGCCACCGGCUUGCGUCAUACCGUUCAACCAUUAGCCGGCACGCGACCGUCAUUGUCAAAAUUUGGACAUUUAAAUUUAAAACACAAAAAUUAAAACACUGGCCUCUCACUAAAAAAUAAUAAUAAAUAUAUAAAGUAAGGGUGAUAAAGUGUAUGUGAUCAGAUGAUCACCGCUUCCAAAAUUGUGAUAUUAUUUUAGAAGCAAUUAUAAGAAAUCAGCACAGAGAAGACGUUAAACGGCAGUGAAAGGUGGCGAUGUGAAAAAGUGAUGCUUAGUGUUUUGUUUUCGUUGUAAAAAAACUAAGUAACAUCAAAAUUCAAAAUGUCUACAAUUGCUCAAGAGUACAUGAAUGGCGAGAGACCUGGGCCUUUAACUAGGGAGAUUCCCGAGUGUAUGAGAGACAAAUACACCGUCGUGCAAUCCAUUAUAGAUCUUAUAGUGUUUGUUAUAGUCACGAUAGGUUAUAUAAUUAGGGCCAUAUAUAGAUUUAUUGUGGGCUAUCAGAAAAAGGACCUGAAAGGCGGUGUUGCUUUAGUGACUGGUGGUGGUGGAGGCUUGGGCAGCCUCAUAGCGUUGAGAUUAGCGCGACUCGGAUGCACCGUCGUGCUAUGGGACAUAAAUAAACAAGGUUUAGAAGACACUGUGAAACUAGUGAAAGGUAUUGGCGGGAACUGCUAUGGUUAUACAGUAGAUCUUGCUAACAGAGAAGACAUCUAUAGAGUCGCUAAAAAGGUGGAAGAAGAAGUGGGCAGGGUAACAUUACUGAUAAACAAUGCGGGCGUGGUAUCAGGACAGUAUUUGCUGGACACUCCGGACCACCUCAUCCAGAGAACCUUCGAUGUGAACGUACUAGCUCAUUUUUGGACGGUGAAAGCGUUCUUGCCGACAAUGAUUGAGCAUAAUGACGGACACAUAGUAACCAUAGCGUCGAUGGCCGGCUUUAUAGGUGUGUCCAAACUUGUGGACUAUUGUUCCUCCAAGGCUGCCGCUUGUGGAUUUGACGAGUCAUUAAGAAUGGAGCUCGUUUCUAAAGGCAUUAAUGGCGUUCACACCUCCCUAAUAUGCCCCUUCUUCAUCAGGUCGACAGGAAUGUUCGAAGAAGUGGUUGCGAGAUUGGUGCCUCAACUUAAUUCGAAUGACGUAGCUGAUCGUGUGAUCUUGGCCAUCAGAACCAAUGAACCCAUCGCCCUCAUUCCAGGAUUCUUCAGAGUUCUACUCCCCUUUAAAUGGCUAGUGCCAUGGAAGUGCAUAUGUGACUUCAUUAAUGUGAUCGUACCUGACGCAGUGCCUCAUUCUGUGCAAAAUACACCAACAACGGUGCUCCCGACGAAAUCCGAUCCAUUGCACACCAAACGGGACUCGCGACCGAUGUCGCUCGUUCCGCCCGAGCGACACGAUCGACAAGUUUGACGAUUAUAAAUUUGCCCGUUACGAGUUAGCACACAGGGAUAACUUUGUCAACGUGAAAUAUUUCAUCAAUCUUUUGAACUUAUACUGUCCGUUCACAGAUCAUCAUUGACGAUCCGUUAUCACUAACGAUCCGUAAGACGAAAAUGUUAUGUGUGAAAGUCACGCAUAGUAUUUUAUUGCAAAUCGUGACGAUUCGUGUUACGUUGGAACGAAACACAAAUUCGUAUUCGUAAUUUUGGAAGGAGUCGAUCGUAAUUUUUACGAUUCGUAAGGAAUAAUACUAUGGUAGUAGUUUAUGAGUUCUGUAAAAAUUAUUUAGGUUUCGUUGAUGCGUGACUGAGAGUAACUGUCACAGUGACAAAAUUGCCUGUGGGUUCUAGCUCUACGCCUUGGUUGUUACAAUAAUAAUUUAAUAGGUAGUUAUAUAGUGUACUAUAAACUAUACCACUAUUCUUAUGGUUAUAUACCCAAACGAAUAAGUAUAACCAUGAAUGACUUAAAGGUAUAUUUUCGUCGAAUGGGAACUCUAUAGGAGAUAAAGUAGGUAUUUUAAUGGUUAUGGUUAGUGGUUUGUAAUAAGUACAACAAAUACAAUGUUGGGGUUCAGGCUAUUAUCAUAAUACCUACUUUAAUGGUUUAUUACACUACUAUGGGAUCAUGUUCAGAUCAGUCUGUUAAUUUAUUAAGAUACUGAUGUAAUUAUGUUGGUAUGUUAUAAAAUGUCUCGUUUACGAAUAAUCUAGUGAGAUCACUUUUAGUUUUAAUCUUGUGUUUGUACCGCUAGGAUAUAUGAUCCUAUAUGUAUGACAGUGUAAUAAACCUUUAUUUCUAAUGAUUAAGCGGUAUAUUUUAAUAUUAAACAAUGUUUGUCACAAACUCUGUGUCCAUCUUGCCCAGAUGUAAUAUCUGUUUGGCCCAGAUGGUAAAUCGACUUUAUAGUAUGAGUGACUGAUUUUGGUGUAAAUAAUUCCUAAAUCAAUCACUGACACUCAUUAAUUGCUUUUUCAUUAAUAAUAUUUCUCUUUUCAUUAAUUAAAUAUUGCGAAAUUUCUUAAGACUGGUGUUAGGUUAAGUUCGGGAUAAUGAAUAAUUCUAUAAUGCUCGUAACAAAUUUUACGUUUCAUUCAUGUCAUGAGAUUUUUUUUUAUUGAAUUCUUCUACAUAAUGUACAAUAUAUACAAUAUUCUUUAUAGAAUAUAAGAGUCUUAAAGUUUUACUACUUUGUUGUAAUGUACCUUGAGUUUGAUCUUUAGUACCAAUAAUAAUAUUUAUAAAUUGACUUAGGCAUUCAUAUGUCUAAGGCUGUUUAUCUUGCUUUAUUCUGUUACUUUAUAUUUUCAUUGUUUGUUUACCAAAUAAAGAAAAAUAUGGCAUACACAACGCCAUCUAGUCCCAAACUAAGUAAAGCUUGCCCUACGAGUACUAGACCACUGCUAGACAUAUACUUAAAUAUUUCUUAUACCAUAAAAUUUAUGUAAAAGUACGUGACAUAAAACUUAAGAAAGUUUUACAACACUGUAUUAUACUGCGAUCUAUUAUAGUGUUAAAAUAUAACAUCGAAUAUUUCUAGUAACUGUCAAAUAAAUAAUAAUCAAUGACUAUUUCAUGAAAGAAAAUCUGUAGUCCACUAACUGCUCUGUUGAGUUUACGAAAACAAAUUUUAAGUUUAAAAUACAAACAAUCUACGAUUAUUGCAGUUUUAAAAGUUGAUACUUAUACCUAGGUAUAUUGCAUUCUUUUCCCUAUUGCCACAAGCUGCUCACUAGGCCUUAAUCUUGGAAUCUCUUCAUAAUAGAGAAUUAGAGAAGAAAGUGUGUCUAUGAGCCACGGGUCACUUUAUCGUUUUUUUAUAUCAUUGUAAACUUGAUAUAAGGUACAGAUAUUCAAUGGAAUAUUUUAAAUUCUAAAUACGUAUAACUUAUAAGUCAGAUCAAAAACUAUUCAAAUAAUAUCUAUUAUUCUCAGUCAUACUGUAUUAUAAUUCAUUUCAAAGUUUCGUACUAGAUUGAAGCUCAUAUUUAAACCUGUUGCUCAGGUAAUUGCGACGGUAAAGCCGAUAUAAAUAAUUAUAUUAAUGUUCCAUUGAAUAAACAAAUUAUUGUUUAAAAUAUUUCUAAUUCAAACUAUAAUUUGAUAGGUGCCUACCAUAUUAUUGCUGUACUAGUAUUGUAAAUAAUAUUUGAAUUUUUUUUUUAUAAAAAUUUGAAUAUUGUUUGUACCUUAUCUAAUAUUGUGAUAAGAAUUGUAUAAAUAUUAAUUAGUGUUAAUAUAUAAAUAUAGUUAGGUUCAAUAAUAAUCAUCAAAUAAUGUGUUUUCUAAUCUUUAUGGCAAUGGUUUUGUAUUAUGGCAAUAAUUAUUACAAUAUCAUAGAAUAUAGAUAGUACAAAAUAUAGUACAUUGAACUAUCAAUACCAAAAUCAAAUCAAAGCUUAAACGUCUGUAUAUUUCUAAAUCUUGUUUGGAUGCACAAUAAUUUACUACCUCGAUUUGCAUCAUAGGUCAUAAGUUCAAUCCUGACAUACAUCAAAA